AUGGCGUCCGGUCUGAAGCACUUGAAAAGUCACAUCAAAGCGGUCGGCAACAUCCAGAAGGUGACUGGCUCCAUGAAGAUGGUUGCCGCUGCCAGGUUCAUCCAGGCAGAGAAGAGCGUCUCUGUCGCCAGGCCGAUUGGGCUUUGCGUCAGGAGGUUUUAUGACAGUUUCAGCCAAUCUGUAAAACAGUCCGACUGGCAUCACUUCUUGGCCACUUUCACAUCUGACCGUGGGCUCUGCGGUGGGGUCCACAAUAAAGUCUGUAAGAAGGGUAAGCAGGUGUUGAAAGACAAUCCGGGAAAUUACAGCUUUUUCUGUAUAGGGGAAAAGAGUAGGUCAAUCCUUGCUUUUGACUUCCCCAAGUUGGUCCGCAUUGUCGUCAAUGGGAUUGGCCACAGGACGCCAACUUUUCAAAGUGCAUCGGAGAUCACUUUGAAGCUGAUUAAUUAUACAGACUUUUAUCAUGUUGUCAUGGUUUAUCCCAUAUUUAAAAACAUGCUUUCAUUCAAUAUUCAAGCAUCGAAUUUGUACUCAUAUUCGGUCAUUGCCGACACGGAGUUUGUGAUGAAGUACGAGGUGGACAGAGAUGAUUUUCAGUCUUAUGUGGAGUUUUUGAUCGCGAGUCAAGUUUUCUCCGCUUUGUGCGACACUUACCUUGUUGAGCUUUCGGCUCGGAUCAAUGCGAUGUCUUCAGCCACGAAGAAUGCUGGCAAACUUAAAAAGACGCUUAUGCUACAGUAUAACAGAGUACGACAGGCUCUUGUUACUAAGGAACUUAUGGACAUUAUCGGUGGGGCUUCUGUCAUCAUAAAAAAGAAAAAAUGA
This is a messenger RNA of Cimex lectularius (bed bug), 825 nucleotides long. RefSeq names its product ATP synthase subunit gamma, mitochondrial-like. The transcript has a single exon. The coding region runs from base 1 to 825 and encodes 274 amino acids. NCBI's taxonomy places the organism in Eukaryota, Metazoa, Arthropoda, Insecta, Hemiptera, Cimicidae. Gene Ontology annotation, molecular function: proton-transporting ATP synthase activity, rotational mechanism. Gene Ontology annotation, biological process: proton motive force-driven ATP synthesis. The record is from RefSeq and is a predicted model, not a curated record.